Molecule: messenger RNA, 2120 nt
Organism: Aedes albopictus (Asian tiger mosquito)
Lineage: Eukaryota; Metazoa; Arthropoda; Insecta; Diptera; Culicidae
Product: ETV5-related protein Ets96B-like
Exons: 5
Coding region: 194-1984 (596 amino acids)
Biological process (GO): cell differentiation; regulation of transcription by RNA polymerase II
Cellular component (GO): nucleus
Molecular function (GO): sequence-specific DNA binding; DNA-binding transcription factor activity, RNA polymerase II-specific
Source: RefSeq, a predicted model, not a curated record
CGGACGAAACACGGUGCGAUAUCCUGGAAAAGGUGCCCGACGGUUGAAGAACUUGUAUGGUAGUUUUGGGAAGUGAUGCUGGAAGUGUGAGAUCAUGUGAAGGAAUUUAAACUGUGUCAUGACAUGAGGAUUGUGAUCUCUUGCAGUGCAUUUUAGUGUAAAAACAGGAUAAAACGGAUUAACACAGCGCAGCAUGAACACCUUAACGCAGAACAUCAGCCCAAUACAUUCCAAUCUGGUACGAUUGCAGGACAGCACAACCGCAUCAUCUUUAGUCCUAGACUCCCCGAGCUCGUCGAAAUCAUCCCCCACGACUGUUGUACUGUCGUCAGCCAGCGGGGGUGACAAUCGAACAAACGGCAGCACGCUGAUAGUCACAGGGAACGGUAGUGCCGACGAGGCCCAAGCAAAUGACUUUCUCUCCACCUCACUGUCGUCCCCGGCAUCGGCGGCCUAUCUCUUGCAGCAUCACCACCACCACCUCCACCACCAUCACCAUCCUCAUCACGGUCAGCACCAGCAACAGCUAAUACAACAGCACCAACAGCAAUUGCAACAACAGCAGCAGCAGGACCUCGUCCACAAUCAUCUCAGUACCAAUGGUCAUCCUCAUCACCAUGGGAACGGAAAUACCAGCGGCAACAGCACGGCCGGCACUACCACCAAUAGUAAACGAAGUAUAGCAUCCCCGCCUCCGUCGGUAUCCGGAACUAGCAUCACCACGUCGUCUUCGACCUCGUCCUCGUCGACGUCGGCGUCGGUCACUACGCUGUCCCACGUGAAUCCGUUUCACCACAGUGCUUCCUCGGCACUGCACAAUGAUUACUAUUCCGAGUACCGUCUGGGGACCGAAUACCGGCUGAACUCGCACCACCCGCAUCCCCACCCGCGGGACUUGUGGACGGCUGCAGCAGCUGUUGCCACACAUGAAAGCAUCCUAGAUGAGACCUGUGACAGUUACGGCUUGAGGCAUUCAGGUAAAACCCUCCGAAACGAACGCUCGGCAUUCUUCGAUUUCGCGACAACCCCUUCGACGCACCCGGCAGCCGCCGCCGCCGCCUACUGCUAUCGCCUGUCGACGCCACCCCAGCUGGUGAAACGCGAGCCAAGCGACGUAACGGCAUGGCACACCUACUCCGAGCGGAUGUUCUCCGAUCCGCUGUAUACCUCUCUGAAACUUCAAAGUCAGCAAUCCUCCUCACCUCAACUAGCGCAGCACUCGAUCUUUCCGGAUUCGACCUCCCAUCUGGCUUCGGCGUUGGAACAUACGCCCUGUCUCACCGCCGCUCAUCCGAACGACGCUGCCGAGAGCUUCCUGCACCAAGGCUACACCUAUCGCCAAUCGUCUGACAUUGUUACCUCAUCUGAACCCGACUACUGCUCGACGGCCGGUGGAUCGUCAGCUCUCACGAGUAUAACCACGACUAAUCCAUCACCUCUGAACGCUCUUCCGGGACCCAACGGUCCCCUCCAUCAACGACGGGGAUCUCUUCAGUUGUGGCAAUUCCUGGUAGCGCUCCUAGAUGAACCGGCGUCCAGUGCGGGAUGCAUAGCCUGGACCGGACGAGGCAUGGAGUUCAAGCUGGUAGAACCGGAAGAAGUUGCCCGGCGUUGGGGAAUCCAGAAGAACCGCCCUGCCAUGAACUACGACAAGCUGUCCCGAAGUCUGCGGUAUUACUACGAGAAAGGAAUCAUGCAGAAGGUCGCCGGCGAACGGUACGUCUACAAAUUCGUGUGCGAUCCAGAGGCAUUGUUCAACAUGGCGUACGGAACAACCGGAGCUAGUGGCGCUGGCUGUGGCACAACCCUGGAUUCUGCCAAUCUACACGCUCACCAUCAUCAUCAUCACCAGCAACAGCAGCAAGGUAGUUCCUCCUCGCCAAGUUGCCAGGGUGGACAGUCUACGCUGGGAGAUGGAGGUGACGACACGGACCGUGGCUCAUACUUCGCAUCCGGGUCGUCAGCUUAUAAUCACGGAAACUGAGUAGGCUGGGAUGGUUUCUGAGGUAUUGUGUUGCAGUCAACGGCAUUCUAGGUCGUUGAAGGAAAUUCAAAGAUUUCUCCUAUCGAUUUAGUUACCAUUGACGGGGAAUGAUGUUUUAAAAAUAAUAAUAAAUGAA